Aphis gossypii (cotton aphid) is the source of this 2676-nucleotide messenger RNA. RefSeq lists its product as uncharacterized. Gene Ontology annotation, biological process: proteolysis. Lineage: Eukaryota; Metazoa; Arthropoda; Insecta; Hemiptera; Aphididae. The transcript has 4 exons. The record is from RefSeq and is a predicted model, not a curated record. Gene Ontology annotation, molecular function: aspartic-type endopeptidase activity. The coding region runs from base 1 to 2676 and encodes 891 amino acids.
AUGAAUAUGCGCUUCAUGUUGUUAUUUGUUUAUUCAUUCAUAUUGAUUCCUAUUGGGUACUUGGAAGCCAUUGUUGAUUUUGAUCUUGGCCAUGAUAAUGUAACUGAUCAAAUUGAAUUUGAUGACCUUACAUUAACGCUGGUGGCUGACAUGGAAGAUGUGAUAGCUAAACAUGGGCCAAAUGAAGCAUCCAGUUCUAUGCACCAUAGUAGUAACUCACACUCAUCGCUCAACGAAGCAAUGAAAUUGCCAACGAUCAACAUUCCAACGUUCAAUGGGGAUAUUGAAAAUCGGUCUUCUUUCAUUGACUCUUUUAAUGCCCUAUUCUAUAACAAUUCAAGUUUAACUAAUGUCCAAAGGUUGCAUUAUUUCAAAUCAAGCGUUUCUCAUUCAGCUUCUGAAGUCAUAAAAGGAUUCUCAAUCACAUCGGAUAAUUAUCAAGCUGCUUACAAUGAAUUAGUCAAGCAAUAUGAGAAUAAUGCAUUGACCAUCCAACCUGUGGAGCACUGGGAUGCCUGGUUGACAACAAUUAUCUGUUGUCAUCUAGACCCUACUACAGCUGGUGAGUGGCAGUUAUUACAAACAAGUAAGGAGCUUCCAACAUUCAAGGACAUUGAAGCCUUCCUUUCCAAGCGCAUAGCUGCUUAUGAAGUGGGUUGCAUUUCAUCAAAAUCUGAUCAAAAACAAACCAGUGGAAGACAAACUAACUAUGUAAUCAAAAAACAUGAUGCCAAGGCAUUUUUUGCAAAAAAAUCUGAAGUUCAUUCUAAAAAGUGUGUGUUAUGUACAGCGCCACAUAGAGUUUAUGCCUGCAACCAAUUCAACCAACUGUCAGUGCCUGAGCGCAGGGAUGUUGUAUCUAAAUUCAAACUGUGUUUCAACUGUUUGAAUGUUGGACAUCAAGUUGAAACUUGUUAUUACCCUGGAUGUCCAAGGUGCGGAAAGAAGCAUAAUUCAAAACUUCAUGUUGACCCAAGCUCUAAUUCAGAACCCCAGAAUUCUACCCAAACUGAGAUGCAGAUAACCAGUCAAACUAAUGCAGUAUGCCAUGCAAUGACUAGUAAUAAACAUCUACCUAACACUAUGUCUACUGUAAUGCUUGCAACUGCUGCAGUUUAUGUUCAUGAUGCUGAUGGACAACCUCAACGGUGUAGAGCAAUUUUGGAUUCUGGAUCUCAACUCAACUUUAUAACAUCUGCUUGUGCUCAACGAUUACGUUUAAAGAGAACAAAUGUUUCAUUGGCAAUAUCUGGCGUUGGUACUAUGUCCUCUUCCACUAUACGUUUUAUGCCAUCCACUAUAUCAUCAUUUUGUCAAGAUUACCACUGUUCAGUUGAAUUUCAUUCAUUGCCAUCCAUAACUGAUAAACUUCCGUGUCAAGUGUUCGGACUUGAUCAAUUAAACAUACCUGAUAAUGUCAAAAAUAACCUAGCUGAUCCUCAACUUAAUGUACCAGGCGUUAUGGACAUAUUGUUUGGUGCUGAGGUUUUUUAUGAUAUUUUCUUGGGUGAACGUCUGCAGUUGUCGAAGCACAUUAGUAUGCGCAAUACAAAGCUUGGUUGGAUACUUGUUGGUAAAUUAUUUGAGAAGUCACUGGAAAAGUCAAAGGCUACAAUGCUAUCCACAACAUCUGCACUAAGUCUAUUUACUUCAAGUACCAAUGCUGAAUUCAUCGAAGAAGCUCAAGCUGAAGAGCACUUUUCAUCAACUGUCAAACGUUAUGAAUGUGGACAUUUUGUUGUAAGGUUACCAGUCAAUGAUAAGCUCAAUUUACUUGGUGAUUUUUGGCCAAUGGCAGAAAAGAGAUUUUAUAAUUUAGAAAGAAGAUUUGGCAAAGAUGAACAAUUGGCCAAACAAUAUAACAUAUUCAUUUCUGAGUACUUAAAGUUGAACCAUAUGGAACUGGCAACCACUACAGCAACUGGACUAAAGUAUUAUCUACCACAUCAUCCAGUGUUCAAGGCCAAUAGCACAACUACAAGGCUUCGGGUAGUAUUUGAUGGAUCUUCAAGUACUAAGUCUGGCAUAUCACUUAAUGACAUUCUUUUAAAAGGACCAAAAGUACAGUCUGAUAUAUUCCAUAUCCUUCUGCGAUUUCGCAUUCACCAGGUAGCUAUUACAGCGGAUGUUGAAAAAAUGUACCGUCAAGUGGUAGUGGCACCGGAAGACAGGGACCUCCAGCGAAUUCUCUAUCGGAAAAGUCCUACUGAGAAGUUACAAGAAUACAGACUAUGUAAUGUAACGUAUGGAACGAAAACAGCCUCGUAUCUGGCUACUCGUUGCCUAGCUGAGAUAGGAAAAUGCACAGACGAUCCUAAAUUAAAUCGAGUAAUCACUCAAGACUUUUAUGUUGAUGAUCUCCUGAGUGGCGGGGCAUCUGAGGACGAAUCUGGAUUUUCACUUCGUAAAUGGUGCUCCAAUUCAGUCAAUCUUAUCAGCCAAAUACCCGCAGCAUGCAAUGACCCAACUUUUGUAUUAAAACUCAAUGAAAAAGACACGAUUACAGCUUUAGGCCUUACGUGGCAGCCUAUUACUGAUCAAUUUCGUUUUACGUUCAAGCAUUGGUCACCACCGCCAAACAUGACAAAACGUAUAUUGUUAUCUGACAUCAACUCAGUCUAUGACCCCAUUGGCCUUAUAUCACCUGUACUCAUCCUUGGAAAAAUUUUCAUUUAA